AUGGCUUCUCCCAGGCUGAUUCUUUGGGCCUUGUUUAGCCUUCAUUUUCCAGUGUUGUCUGAUGGGAAGGAAAGGGAAGAACCAAGUUUGGAGAGAAGUGUGGUGAGGAAUGAGGAGGGAGUGAUUGAGGUCGGUUCUAGCUUACCUCACUGUGUGAAACUGGCAGCCGGUGAGCCUCUGGCCCUGCAAUCGGGAGGCGAUGUUGUGAUCGGAGGGCUUUUCCCUCUGCAUUAUGUGGCUCCUAAGCAAGACCAAAGUUACCAAAGCAAACCUCAGCUCAAACCUUGCAGAGGCUUUGACCACAGAGCCUUCCGCUGGAUAAUGACCAUGGUGUUUGCAGUGGAGGAAAUAAACCGUAAUUUGAGCCUGUUACCAGGGGUUCAUUUAGGCUAUAGGAUUAUGGACAGCUGUGACCAUGUCCAGACCGGCCUGAAAGCUCUUUUGUCUUUAGUCAGGGAGACAAUAGAUAGGAGUACACAGUCUCAAACUUUGCCCACAUGUCUGGCUGACUCUCCUGUGCCGGCUGUGAUUGGCCUUGCAUCCUCUUCCCCUACAAGAGCUGUAGCUCACACCCUUGGCCCUUUUAACUUCCCACUGGUGAGUUAUUUUGCCACUUGUACCUGUCUCACUGACAAGUCUAAGUACCCAUCAUUCUUGCGGACUGUGCCGAGUGAUCUCUUUCAAGUUAGAGGUCUUGUUCAGAUGGUCACCUACUUAGGCUGGUUCUGGGUGGGCACAAUAGGGACCACGGAUGACUACAGUCACUAUGCUAUCCAAGAAUUUUCCAGCCAGUUUAGACAACAAGGUGGGUGUCUGGCAUUUCAUCUAACCACCCCGAAAUCACCCACAGCGGGAGAGAUACAAGAAAUGGCAGACAGGAUACAGAGUUCAACCGCAGUGGUAGUGGUAGUGUUUGCCACAGAGGGGCAGCUGCUGGACUUGAUCUUAGAGCUGGCUCAGAGAAAUGCGACAGGAAUCCAGUGGGUAGCUAGUGAAGCCUGGGUGACCGCUAGCCUGCUGACCUCACCCCGCUUCCACUCUCUCUUAGAGGGCACGCUGGGCUUCUCCUUCCCCGGAGUCAGGAUCCCAGGCUUGAAAGAGUUCUUGUUGAAUAUCCGCCCUUCUCCAAAACCUGGGAUGGCAUUUGUCAACAUGUUCUGGGAAGAGCUGUUUAGAUGCAGGCUAGAGUUUAAAGGAAACCAAUCAGCUGAUGCAAACUAUAAAGGUGCUGCUGAAAAGCCUGUAUGCACUGGUUCAGAGGAUGUGAAGGACAUUGACAGCAGCUUUACUGUUGUAUCUCAGGUCAGAGUAUCCUAUAAUGUUUAUAAAGCUGUAUAUGCCAUCGCCCAUGCUCUUCACACUUUAUUAAACUGUGAUUCUGGAGAACAUUACGGAAGGUGUGAGAAUCGUAAAACAUUCACUUCUAGGCAGUUGCUGCAACAUCUGAAGAAAGUGAAUUUCACCAACCAGUUUGAGGAGAAGAUUUCUUUUGACUCCAACGGAGAGCCGGUCCCUCUCUAUGACAUCAUUAACUGGCAGAAGGACAGCAAGGGAGAAAUUAGAUUUAUAAAAGUGGGAAGCUAUGAUGGUUCCGCUCCAUUGAAAGAACAGUUGCAGAUAAAGCAGAGCACCAUUGUGUGGACAAGUGGACAGUCAGAGGUGCCUGCAUCUCAGUGUAGUUCUCCAUGCUCUCCUGGCAGCAGACAGGCCAGACGUCCAGGAGAGCCCCACUGCUGCUUUGAUUGUUUGCCCUGUGCAGAUGGAGAGAUCAGCAACCAGACUGGUUCCACUGAGUGCACAAAAUGUGCUGAAUACUACUGGUCAGACAGAGACCAGGUGAAAUGUGUGGCUGGGGUCGAAGAAUUCCUGUCUUUCCACGACAUCAUGGGCAUCAUCCUGGUCACACUCACACUGCUGGGUGUUGUCCUGACAACCAUCGUCACUGCUGUCUUUCAACGUUUCCGUUCCACACCGAUCGUCAAAGCCAACAACGCAGAAAUAAGCUUCCUGCUUCUCCUGUCGCUCAAGCUGUGCUUCUUGUGUUCCCUGGUGUUCAUUGGCCAGCCAUCUGUGUGGACAUGUAGGCUCCGCCAGGCAUUAUUCGGGGUUAGCUUUGUCCUCUGUCUUUCCUGCCUCCUCGUUAAGACCAUAGUUGUUCUCUUGGCUUUUCAUGCUAAUGCACCUGGUUCGAGGGCCCUGAAGCAGUUUGGUCUCUCUCAACAGCGGACCUUGAUCCUCUGUACUACAGCUCCUCAGAUUAUUCUCUGUGCCGGUUGUCUUUUGGGUGCACCUCCUUUCCCAUUCAAGAACCCAAACUACCAUGCCUCAACUGGAAAAAUUGUUGUGGAGUGUAAGGAACCAUGGCCUCCUGGAUUUUAUCUGGUCCUGGGCUACAUUGGUCUACUGGCCUUCGUCUGCCUCAUCCUGGCGUUCCUUGGACGCAAGCUACCCGAUACCUUCAAUGAGGCAAAGCUCAUCACCUUCAGCAUGCUGAUCUUCUGGGCUGUUUGGAUCUCUUUCAUCCCAGCUUAUGUCAGCUCUCCUGGAAAGUUCACUGUGGCUGUGGAAGUAUUUGCUAUAUUAGCCUCCAGUUUUGGACUGUUACUAUGUAUUUUUGUGCCAAAAUGUUAUAUAAUAUUACUGCGGCCUCAAAGAAACAUUAAGAAAGGGAUGACGAGAAAAUAUCUCACAUGA
Cyclopterus lumpus (lumpfish) is the source of this 2694-nucleotide messenger RNA. Its product is annotated as extracellular calcium-sensing receptor-like. NCBI's taxonomy places the organism in Eukaryota, Metazoa, Chordata, Actinopteri, Perciformes, Cyclopteridae. Gene Ontology annotation, cellular component: membrane. The record is from RefSeq and is a predicted model, not a curated record. Gene Ontology annotation, biological process: G protein-coupled receptor signaling pathway. Gene Ontology annotation, molecular function: G protein-coupled receptor activity. Bases 1 to 2694 code for a protein of 897 amino acids. The transcript is spliced from 12 exons.